This is a messenger RNA of Bacillus rossius redtenbacheri, 1567 nucleotides long. It is a transcript of the gene eIF3e, whose product is annotated as eukaryotic translation initiation factor 3 subunit E. Lineage: Eukaryota; Metazoa; Arthropoda; Insecta; Phasmatodea; Bacillidae. Gene Ontology annotation, molecular function: translation initiation factor activity. Gene Ontology annotation, cellular component: cytoplasm; nucleus; eukaryotic translation initiation factor 3 complex. Bases 157 to 1473 code for a protein of 438 amino acids. The transcript has 9 exons. Gene Ontology annotation, biological process: translational initiation. The record is from RefSeq and is a predicted model, not a curated record.
UUCUAUGAAAUAAGAAAAAAGAACAACUUUCAUCAUUAUGAUUCUGUUUUGUUUUUAUAAUUUCUGUACCAAUGGUGGACAUGUGGUAAAUAACUUCUGGUGUAGUGCUGUGAAUUUUAUAUUAAACUUCACUGUAAUUAUUUUAUUUAUCUAAUCAUGGCGACGUUCGACCUAACAUCCAAGAUGGGACAAUAUUUAGAUCGACAUUUAGUUUUUCCAUUGUUAGAGUUUCUUUCCGCUAAACAGAUAUAUGAUGAAACAGAGUUGCUGCAAGCAAAACUGGACAUAUUAAGUAAGACAAACAUGGUUGACUAUGCAAUCGAUAUCAGGAAACAGCUGUACCCGACGCAGGAAGUACCGGAGGCCCUGAAGAACAGGCGAGUGCAGGUAGUGUCACAGUUGCAAGAGCUGCAGGUGGAGGUCGCAUCCAUCCUCAAGUUCAUGUCCGACGACGAGGUCAUGAAGACCAUGGAGACGCUGCGCGACUCCAAGGCUCUCCUCAACUACCUCACAAAAGAAUUUGACUUCAAAAUUGAGUUAAUGGAAAGCUUGUACAAACUCGCCAAAUAUCGGUAUGAGUGUGGAAAUUACUCUAUUUCAACGAGUUACCUUUAUUUCUACAUGCUCGUCAUGCCUACAACAGACAAGAACUACCUGAACGUGCUGUGGGGGAAGCUGGCCUCGGAGAUCCUGGUGCAGAACUGGGACACGGCGCUAGAAGACCUCAACAAGCUGCGCGAGUUCAUCGACGGCACGUCCUUCGGCUCGGCGCUGCAGCACUUGCACCAGCGCACCUGGCUCAUCCACUGGAGCCUGUUCGUGUUCUUCAACCACGGCAAGGGACGCGACCUCAUCAUCGAGAUGUUCCUCUACCGCCCCAACUACUUGAAUGCCAUCCAGACAAUGUGCCCGCACAUCCUGCGGUAUCUCGCCACGGCAGUCAUAAUCAACAGAACUCGAAGAAGCGCUCUGAAGGACCUCGUUAAAGUCAUUCAGCAGGAGUCAUACACAUACAAAGAUCCAAUCACAGAAUUCCUGGAGCACCUCUACGUGAACUUUGAUUUUGAAGGUGCUCGUCAGAAGCUUCAUGAGUGUCAGACUGUCCUGUACAAUGACUUCUUUCUCAUCGCCUGCUUGGAUGAGUUUGUGGAGAAUGCCCGCCUGAUGAUCUUUGAAACGUUCUGUCGUAUUCAUCAGUGCAUUAGCAUUGGAAUGCUUGCGGAAAACCUGAACAUGAACCCUGAAGAGGCAGAGUGCUGGAUUGUCAAUCUGAUAAGGAAUGCUCGCCUGGACGCAAAGAUCGACUCCAAGUUGGGGCACGUUGUCAUGGGGACUCAGCCCCUGUCCCCGUACCAGCAGCUGGUUGAAAAGGUGGACUCCCUGUGCGUGAGAUCGGAAGCCCUGCAGAACCUCAUAGAGAGGAAGCUUAAAGCACGCACCCAAGACAUACGUUGGGGUGCUCAAGAAUUUUAAGCCAGCAGCAUUUACACCAGCUGUAAGCAUACUUUUUCAGUUUUUGAAGAAUUGUGCUUUGUUACUAAAUUUUGUGAAUAAAGUACAUUUGUAA